CAACAACUGUGCAGAGGAGAUAAAACACUUUGGAUACUUUUUAAUCAUGAAAUCAAUUUUUGACUUGGAAAAGUUAUAAUUUACUAAUUUGGUGGAAAGAAAAAGAAGUAGAAAACUGGAAGUGCUCUAACCUAAGUGCAUUUUUAAGUACUAAUUUCUUAGCUGCUGGGACUAAGUAUUCCCCCUUAUAAAGACCCGGAACCAAAGAUGAACUGGGCGUCAUUUUAUGCUGUAAUCAGCGGUGUGAACAGACACUCUACAGGCAUCGGUCGCAUCUGGCUCUCUGUCCUGUUCAUUUUCCGCAUCCUGGUUCUGGUGGUGGCAGCAGAAAGUGUGUGGGGCGACGAGAAGUCCGGCUUCACCUGUAAUACCCAGCAGCCUGGCUGCAACAGCGUCUGCUAUGACCACUUCUUCCCCAUCUCUCACAUCCGCCUGUGGGCGCUUCAGCUCAUCCUGGUGUCCACUCCUGCCCUACUUGUAGCCAUGCAUGUGGCCCACCGCCGCCACGUUGACAAGAGGCUCUACAAACUGUCAGGGCGGACCAACCCCAAAGACCUGGAGCAGAUAAAGACCCAGAAGAUGAAAAUCACAGGGGCUCUCUGGUGGACAUAUGUCAUUAGCCUGUUGUUCCGUAUUGUCUUUGAGGUCACCUUUAUGUACGUGUUUUACAUGAUCUACCCUGGUUACAAGAUGAUCCGGCUGGUGAAGUGUGACUCGUACCCCUGUCCCAACACAGUGGACUGCUUCGUGUCGAGGCCCACAGAGAAGACUGUCUUCACUGUAUUCAUGCUGGCUGUGUCAGGGGUUUGUAUUCUGCUCAACAUUGCAGAGGUGGUCUUCUUGGUUGGGAAAGCCUGCAGUAAGCAUUUGCACAAUGCUGGAGACUCAACUAUGGCGGCUUGGAUCCAAAAACUUUGCUCAUACUAACAAAACAUAUAGAUGUCAUACCUGCACAAAGGAAUAUUUAAGUGACCCAGGCAAAAACAUUUAAUUUAACUUGUGCGAAAGGUUCAUAAAACCUAUACAACCUAUAAAACACUAUACACCACAGUUUGACAUGAUGAUGAUUUAUCCAGUGGUUAUAAUCUCAGUGAACAAAACAUUCAGUUUGCACCAGAUAUUGAGUGAUGUGUCAAAGCAUUCUCACCAGACAUGAAAUAUCUAUUGAUAAGUUACAACUUUUGCCAUGAACCAAAAGACUUUAAACAGCUGCACUUAUACAGCAAAGAUAAUAUAAUAUAACAUAAGAUAAUAGCUUGAUGUUUGGCCAAAUAAAGAACAAUUAAGUAACAUUUAUAAAGCUGACCACAUCAUAGGCUUUCAUUGUCAUGGACUUUUUGACUUUUUGAUUAUGAUGAACAUUUUUCGUCUUGAAAGGAAAACAUUACAUUAAGAAAAUUUAAAAAUCAACCGGCUAGGUUCGAAAACAUAAUGGGCAGCAAUAAUUGUGGCAUUUUAAUUCAUAAUGAUCUAUUAUUUAAAUCAAAUAUGAUCAGAAAUGACCAUGAACUGAAUCUAAUGGACUGGAGGAUUUAUGGUGUUUCUUCAGCUGUUAUUAGUGAGAUGUUAUACUAAUACAUGGAAAAUAUGUCUCUUUUCAUAAAUGUGAAAUGAUACAGUGUUUGUUUAAUACAGAUUAUUCAUUUUGGUGGUUAAAUGGAUGCCUCAGAAACAGGGCAAUAAUUCAAGCCAAAAAAAAAAACUUGAACUACAAACUUUUUUUCUUAAGUUUACUACUGAUUUCUAAACAUGAUAUUUAAGUUCAUGCAUUUUGAAGCUGGAUGUUUGUAUAUUGUCAAUACACAGAAUCAAGUGAACCAGAGUUUGUGUAAUUGUUAAUUUUUUACUAGAUUUUCUCACCAAAUCAAAAUUGAAAAGGAAAGGAUUACACAUUUGUGAAAUGUCUGUGCCUUCUAAAAUAUGACUCCAACAUGCAAUAAAAUAAAAAUAGUUCUGG
Molecule: messenger RNA, 1957 nt
Organism: Seriola aureovittata
Lineage: Eukaryota; Metazoa; Chordata; Actinopteri; Carangiformes; Carangidae
Gene: gjb1a
Product: gap junction protein beta 1a
Exons: 2
Coding region: 208-927 (239 amino acids)
Biological process (GO): cell communication
Cellular component (GO): connexin complex
Source: RefSeq, a predicted model, not a curated record